CCUGUAGUAUCAAGGUCAAGAUCAAGAUCAACAAUAACAACACGUGUGCCGCCAGAAGUCAGCAGAUGAUCGGGCACGGGUAUUGAAGUAGCCAUGGAGGAGCAGUAUUACGACUAUUACGAAGGACAGUUUAGUGAUGCUGAUGAAGACAGCGACAGUGCCUACCAGCCAUGCCGGAAGCCGCUUGUAAGUGAACCAAAGAACGAUGAUGAGAUCUGGGAAGUGAAUGAAGAGGAAAAAGUGCAGCAAGAUGACCAGCAUGGAGAGGAGGAGGAGGAGGAUGAUUUCGACUUUAAUGAAGAUGCACAUUUUGUGGAUGAAGACAGCAAAGACCUGACAAAACAGUACAACAGAAGUAACCAACAAGGACCCAACCAUUCAUCCCUCCAAAAUAUGAAGGUUGAGAAGUUUCAGCCAUCAGAGAAAUUGUUCAAGAAGUAUGCAAAUAAGAUAUGUCUUGAGAAGUUUGAAGGCUUGCGUGGCUAUAGUGACCAUGUGACCAACAAAAUUGUAGAAACACAGAGAAGAGCUGAGAAUGAAAGACAAAGAGUAAGGGAUAAAUCAGAACGGGCAACAGUGGAGCAAGUUUUAGAUCCACGCACUCGGAUGAUUCUAUUCAAGUUUCUCAACAAAGGCACCAUUACAGAGAUUAAUGGCUGCAUUUCAACAGGGAAGGAAGCCAAUGUGUACCAUGCAUUGAAUGGUGAUGGUCAAGAGUUAGCUGUCAAAAUAUACAAGACUUCGAUCCUCACCUUCAAGGAUCGAGACAGAUAUGUUUCUGGGGACUACAGAUUCCGUCAUGGAUAUGGGAAGCACAACCCUCGCAAGAUGGUACGAACUUGGGCUGAGAAAGAAACAAGUAAUCUGUUUCGCCUGUUCAACUGUGGCUUGCCAGUGCCUCAGCCAAUGAUGCUGCGUUCCCACGUUCUAGUCAUGGAAUUCCUUGGUACAGGCUCAGUGCCUGCACAAAGAUUGAAGGAUGCUGAGAUCUCUGAGUCUAAGGCACGAGAGUUGUAUCAUGACCUGGUGGAGCACAUGUGGACCAUGUACAGAGAGUGUCGGUUGGUUCAUGCUGAUCUCAGUGAAUUCAAUCUUCUAUACCACAAAGGUCAGGCUUAUAUCAUUGAUGUAUCCCAGUCUGUUGGGCCAGAUCACCCACAUGCCUUGGAAUUCCUACGUAAGGAUUGCACCAAUAUCACAGAAUAUUUCAGGAAAAAAGGUGUUCCUACUAUGAAAGUUCAAGAGCUGUUCAACUUUAUAGUAGACCAGACCAUCACUAAGGAAAACAGAUCAGAGUACCUAGACAAAAUGAAGGAAGUAGCAUCACAGCGACCUGUGGGACAGUUGACAGACCAGGAAAAGGUGGAUGAGGAAGUGUUCAAAAAUAUCUUCAUACCCAAGACACUGGACCAGGUUAUAGAUUUUGAAAGGGAUAUGGAAGAUUUAAAGCUUGGAGAAAAAACAGAAAAUGAUAUCCCCUACUGUCGUGUCCUUGGCCUUAAGAAGGACCUCACAGGGCCAGAAAUCCAUCCAGAUUCACCAACCCAAGAUUCAUCUGGAUCUGAUGAGGAACAUAACAAAGAUGAUGAUAGUGAUAGUGUGGAGGAAGCAGGCAAGCGCACUACAUCUGGCAGACCAAAAGGUGAAUCUUUAUCUGUGAAGAAAGAACGUAAGAAGGCAGUUAAGGAAGCUCAAGCUGAAAAAAGGAAAACUAAGAUUAAGAAACAUGUAAAAAAGAGGGCUGAGAAAGAGAAAAAGAAAAGACAUUAGUUAUUAGGUAAAUUUUUAAAAUUCUUUUCAAAUAUAUACUGACAACUUGAGAAAAUUUUAAACCAGUGGUCUAAUUUUGCAAUUUUUUUUAUUUAAGAUAAAAUGUAUGUUUUCAUUUUAAUGUUUUCAUUCUUUUUCAUAUUCAUGAAAGAUGAUUUUUCUAUUUGUGUAUUUUAUACAUCAAGAACUUGAUUGUACAUGUAAAGUAUCGUCUAAGAAUUUUUUUUUAAAUUAGUAAAUGCUAAGAACAAUCAAUACAGUAAAACAUCGUCUUCAAAUCAUACUCUGACAGACCUAUAUGUUAAAAUAAAAUCAUACAUCUCCAACAGCUUUUCACACAAGUCAAGCAAAUAACAACUGAUUAAUUCAUUCUAAGACUAUAACUUGUUCAUGCCAACAUUUGCAUCAUUGCCAGUUCUCAAACUUUCCAUACAGGAUGUCAGUAACUGGUUAACUGGCUUUUGCAUAGCUAUAUACUCAGUACAUGCAACUCAUAUCUUUAGAAUAUAUGCACACAUUAUUCUUCUUUUCUAAACAAUUAUUAUUAGGUACUGUAGUAUAAAACAAUUUUUAUAUAGUCUCAGGAUAAUAAUUUGUUGGGAGCAGUCCCUACUACAGUACCUUCUCAUUAACUGUUCUUGCCCUUAUAUUCAGGUACAGUUUUUGCUAUGGGCAAUGUGGGCAACCGUCCAGGGUACAAUCAAUUUUGGGGUGCCCCCCCAAAAAAAAAAUGCCAGUUUUCUUCACUAAUACUGCUAGCUUCCAUGUCAAGUUAGAGAAAUGGUCACUGGGGCGCCCCUACUAUUACGUCAACUUACUGCUGAGUCAUGUAUACAGGUUGUGUGUCAAAAGAAAAGGCAAGAAGGAGGGGGGGGUGGGGUAUCAACUUUUGCCUGUGAGUCUCGCUUUCAGGUGGGGUUCGGAGGUGGGUUUGAGUUUGGGCUUGGGAGGGGGGCUCAGGGCAUUUGAUGGAGGGUUCACCUAGGGCAUAAAAGUAGCCAGGACCACCUCUGCUUAUAUUUGACUCUUUGGCUUCAAAAUUUAGAUUUGUUGUAUACCUUUGUGUUGAGGACAAAAUUGAUAAUGAUUAUCCACACAGGUCACCAUGGGCAAACCUGGUGGGACACUGUCAGAUGAGGGUCACUUCUAGGAAUAUGGAAAUCAUGUCUGUUUCCUUUCAUAGAACAACUUUCGGGCACAUUAUCAUUACAGAUUGCCAAGGAUGUAUCCAUAGUGUCAGAGUCUGAUGUGUUAGAGUGUGUGUGUGUGUGUGUGUGUGUGUGUGUGUGUGUGUGUGUGUGUGUGUGUGUGUGUAUUGCCAUUGUGCUGAUAGCUAUUCAUCAGGACAACUGAGACAUGCACCACUGCCAUUUUUCUCUCUCUACCAACACUCAUUGUUGUGCUUAAAUAUAUGUCCCAUCUCAUGUAUGUUCUUGGAUGAUGUACACAUACAACAACAUGAAAGAAUAGACAACAAUAGUUCCUACUUACCUGUCAUUGUACUCAUGAUGUCAGCUCAGAAAAUGUAACUGCACUGGAUGUAUCUGAGUUGAGUAAGUUGAAUACUUAUUGAUGAAUUUGAAAAUUCUUACAAUUUUGAAUGAAAAAAAUAUUGCCAUGGUUUGAAUAUGAAGUGUUAUUGUAACUAUAGAGGCUCAUGAAGAAUAAGGUUCCAGCAAAUCUACAGAUGCAGUUCUGUAGAGUAAUUAAGAUUUUAAGAUUUAAGACCACUUCAUGUAGUCCAGAUUUUUUAGAUUUAUUUUAUCGUAUGUAUACUGUAUUUAAAUUCAUAUGGAACACAGAUAUAAAAAAAUAUCCAAUGCUAGCUUUAUAUGAUAUACACAAGUGCUUAUGUAAUUCAGAGUUAUGGACGAAA
Portunus trituberculatus (swimming crab) is the source of this 3646-nucleotide messenger RNA. RefSeq names its product serine/threonine-protein kinase RIO1-like (gene RIOK1). Bases 94 to 1770 code for a protein of 558 amino acids. The record is from RefSeq and is a predicted model, not a curated record. Gene Ontology annotation, molecular function: protein serine/threonine kinase activity; ATP binding. Gene Ontology annotation, cellular component: cytosol; preribosome, small subunit precursor. The transcript has 12 exons. Lineage: Eukaryota; Metazoa; Arthropoda; Malacostraca; Decapoda; Portunidae. Gene Ontology annotation, biological process: maturation of SSU-rRNA.